CUUUAUAUGCCUCAGAUAUACUGAUUCCUUUUCAAAUAUAUUGUAUCAGGCAGCAUUACAGGCUACUAAGAUACGCAGUGUUUACAUGCUAACUCUUAGCAUUUCACUCUCAUUAGUUGAAAGUAAGCUAUGCCUAACUAUGAAUGGACGCGUGUAAAGCUUUUGAGCUAACGUGCAAUUAAUGUUGACGUGGAACUGACGGUAUUGACUCAAAAUCGUGAGAGUGUUUCAUAAUAUCUGUUUAUAUUUCUCUUGUUUUUGGUUUCACUAGCCUGGGUGGACACAAGUCCGCUAACGUUACUUUCAUGGAUGUUAGAACGUUAAAGCAGGAUUCGCUUAAUAAUACCGCGCUUAUUUCCUACUGCAAUGGUUGUCGAGAUAGAGAACUUCUUUGGUGUGUACAUGUUGUACUGCACAAAUCUCAAAUUCAAAGGACGUAUUUACAUCGGCUUCACGGUGAAUCCUGAGCGCAGGAUCGGACAGCACAACGCCGGACGGCACAGAGGGGGGGCCAAGAGGACCAGUGGAAAAGGACCAUGGGAGAUGGUCCUCAUAAUACAUGGCUUUGCCUCAGAUAUUGCUGCCCUUCGUUUUGAGUGGGCGUGGCAGCACCCUCACUCCUCCAGGCGUCUCUCCCUCGUCUCCCGGCGCUCCAGGAAAGAGUCAAGCUUGCAGUUCCACUGGCGCGUGGUCUCCAACAUGCUGCGGGCGGCGCCUUGGAACAGACUGCCGCUGACAGCGCGCUGGCUCAAACAGGAGUACAGGAUGGACUUUGAGCCCGACCUGCAGCCUCCACUGCACGUCCCCAUCGCUUAUGGGAGUGUGAGAGCCAAGAAGAAGUUGCAGUCUGCAGGAGUGGAGGAGCAAGAGAAGGAGGAGACAUCCAGGUGUUUUCUCUGUAAAGAGCUGGUCAAGGUGUCAGAAAAGCUGAGCUGUUUCCACCCGUCCUGUGGAAUGAGCAGUCAUGUGAUCUGCCUUGCUAAACAUUUCCUGAAGUUGGAGCCGUCACACCUCCUGCCAGUGGAGGGUGAAUGUCCCGCCUGUGGUCGCUCUCUGUUGUGGGGGAGUCUCAUCCGCAACCAGCACUGCUGUUUGGGAGACCUGGAAGAGAUUAUACCAUCUGCAUCCCAGAGCCACUGGGCCGAUGAGCUGCAGAAAUGAGAGGAGCCUGCAAACCUUUUAUUUCCUUGUUACUGCCUGCACCGUCUGCAUAGAUGAUGUGUAAUGAAUUUGCCUGUUGAGCAGGAAUGUGCAGUGACUAAAAGCUGCAACAUUUCUAAUUUUUAUCACUCUGUUCACAAAAUCAAAUCUAAUCAUGUAUCCGGUUUGUUUAGAACAUUCUGUGUUUUGGGGAAAAACACAUGUUUUACAAAUAAAGCAAGCUUUUUCUAAAGAGUGCGUUAAUCAAGUCAUUUAUACGGUGGUGAGAGUUGAAUAAAAAAAUAUAUGCAGUAAAACUCAAUGGUCUGGACACAUUUUAUUAUUCAAUGAAAAAGUGUGUCCAAACUUUGUGCUGUAAUUCAAAUAAACAAAUAUAAGGAGAAAGAGCUCAUUAAUAAAGGGUGCAUUCUGGUCCAAUGUUUGCUUAUUGUCACAAGUUAAAUGAUGGCACCUGCAUCAUACAUAUUUAACAAUGAUACUGUGUGCUUUUUUGUCUUAUGACAAGUCACUUCAUCAUAGUUUCAUAGUAGUUUUUCAGGUCAAAAAGGCCAAGAAGCUGGUACAAAGUAAA
Messenger RNA from Pungitius pungitius (ninespine stickleback), 1732 nucleotides. It is a transcript of the gene slx1b, whose product is annotated as SLX1 homolog B, structure-specific endonuclease subunit. Bases 367 to 1161 code for a protein of 264 amino acids. Gene Ontology annotation, biological process: double-strand break repair via homologous recombination. The transcript has 5 exons. Gene Ontology annotation, cellular component: Slx1-Slx4 complex. The record is from RefSeq and is a predicted model, not a curated record. Lineage: Eukaryota; Metazoa; Chordata; Actinopteri; Perciformes; Gasterosteidae. Gene Ontology annotation, molecular function: 5'-flap endonuclease activity; crossover junction DNA endonuclease activity.